GCCUUGUUUCCCACGCAGACACUCCCAGCGCAUACAAGGGUAUUCCAGAGCUAUAUAAACGGGAGAGGGACGUCGCCAGGAAGAGCACCCUCACCUCCCCGCGAUAGACUGCCGCCAGGCCCCCGUCCAGAUAUAUCGCCCAGUCCCGCCACCCCGACGAAGAUCACUCGACACCUCGUCCAUUCCCACCAACUCAACCACAAUGUCAGCAACCGAGGAAAACCUAACCAUCCUUGCCGCCGUCGACUCCUUCCCCCUCGCAAGCACCCUUUUCACCCCCACCAAAACCCCCAGCUCAACCCCACCACCGCCCUCCAUCCAAAUCAACUCCGCAACCGGCGUCCCCCGCGCCUUCUACGUCUCCUUCGCCCGCUACCUCGCCACCACCCACUCCUGCCCGGUGCUGCUCUACGACUACCGCGGCAUCGGCGACUCGCUCACGGGUUCCACACCCGAACACGCCCGAGCGUUACCGUUAGCCUCCAUACAGAAGGAAUGGGCGACCUAUGACCAACCCGCCAUCACGAUGUUCUUGAAGGAUCGGUUCCCAGACCGCGCGGUGGUGAUCGUCGGCCACAGUGUAGGCGCCCACAUCGCCCCCCUCAACCCCGCAAAGGAUUCAGUCAGCAGGUACCUCUUCGUCGCGCCCAACAACGCGCACUGGCGGUUCCACCCCGACCUCAAAGGCGCCAUCUCAACCUACCUCUUCCCGGCCAUCGUCGCCGUCGGGACUCGCGUGGGGAGAUCACCGCAGGGUCUCUUUAGAGCGAACGCGAUCGGGUUGUGUGAGGAUAUACCGCUGGGUGUUGCGAGGGAUUGGUCGUACUGGACGCGGUUUAGGGAGUAUUGCACCGUUGAGCCGCAUAUCAAGGAGGUGUAUGACCGGUUCCUUGCUGAUGGGGAUAAUACCCCCAAUGCGGAGGAGCACCGCACUCUCGCGAUUGGGUUCACCGACGACGCCUUCUGCGGGUCGCGGGAAGCGUACGACGCGUGGUUGCGGCUGAUGCCUGCUGCGAAGGUGCCGUUGUGGUAUCUGGACCCGAAAGCGGAGUUGGGUGAGUUCGGGGUUGAGGCGGUGGCACAUAUGGGCUUCUUCCGGAAGGCCAUGAAGGAGGCGCUGUGGGAGCCGCUGGUGCCGUUUCUGGUAGACGGGAGGUUUGGGGAGAGGGUGGGGAGGGGCGUGCAAGGGGAAUUUAGAGUGAAGGCGAAGUUGUAGAGACUGGUACGAUUUCGACGCGAGCGGCUGGAUGUCAACAUUCCUCAAAGGGAUAUGGACAUUGCGUAAGGCCUGGACUAGCCUCUCCCCUUACCGACAGAAGUCUUUAUCAAAUGUGGGAGUCAGACCAUGAAGCAGUACCACUCCCGACGUAUUACCGCAUUAGAGCGUCGUUCUGUCACCCCUUAUGUAAAUAUAUAUUUCACCAGCAUCUCUCAAAAUGGACAGUUUGCAUCAAAAGUCACUCGAAGCAGGAAA
Molecule: messenger RNA, 1474 nt
Organism: Fimicolochytrium jonesii
Lineage: Eukaryota; Fungi; Chytridiomycota; Chytridiomycetes; Spizellomycetales; Powellomycetaceae
Exons: 1
Coding region: 203-1216 (337 amino acids)
Source: RefSeq, a predicted model, not a curated record